AUGGACUCUUUCAAGAGGAUCGAUCAACUCACAGUCAGAUUCGCCGGGGUCAGGGACACCGCAGCCCGAAUUCUCAACAAGGCCAUAGUAGCAGUGGAUUCCUACGGCGACCGAGCCAUCUACGGCGCCUGCGCGGUGGGCAUCGCCAGCGCCAUUCACACUGCCGCCACGUACCAAGUUGUGCGGGGAGCCGGACAACUUCGACAGAUCGCCGACCAUCUCGAGGGCAUCAAUCUCGUGCUACCAAGGGAUCACGUUCUGGAUGCGCUCCCUGCAUUUGCUGACUUUGUUUACCAAAUGCUGCGAAAUCUGAUCGGCAGCUCGUCGCCUCGCGUCUGGUACUUCGUGUAUCAUCCCGACACGGGCUGGACCCAUCAUUUUGCUGGCCAGAUUCGGCACCAAGGGUCGCUGGGGAAGCGCUUCAUCGGCGUGUUCCAGGAUCUCGACGCAGCGGUCAUCUUCAUGCGAGCGAUGAGACAGAUUCACGCGGUCGAUCCGCACAUGAAGGGGGAUUUGCCACAUUUCAAGCUCCUAAUCCCGGCGUAUUAUCCCAUCGUGAUCACAUCUCCGCUUCGCUUUCCCGAGGAGAUUCAGCCGUUCAGUCUGUAUUGUGAUACCCACGACGGACAGCCGCUAGUCUGGCUGAAUCUGCCAGGAGUGGACAACGGGGCCCAUGAGAAUCUCGGACUGUAUCGACCUCCGCAAAGUCUCCUCACCAAACUCUUUGGCACGAAGAAAGCCGACCCCCCUCGAACAUUAGGGAUAUGGAAGGAACAGGAUGAGCCUGAAAAGUCCGAUAGACACUUGCACGGCGAGGUUCGAAGUGACUGUGAGACGAAUGGGGAAUUCGACGAAGAAAGCGGCGAGAAGACCGAUGAGGAUUGGGAGGAUCCUCCACCAUAUGAGGAGCAUUCAUACUCAACCCAUAGAAAGCCGCAUCACAAUAUGAUCGAGGUCGAGCUCGAUCGAGUCUCGACCGCUACGUCGGCUACAUCCACGAACUAUGAUUAUAAUCGAAGAUCACACCAUCAUUCUCACCGACGCCGAUCUCACAGCACGGCCUGGAGUGCUACCACGCAGGACAAAGGGCAUCAGAAAAGACACAGACGGCGCACUAAGCCUAGCAAAACUGGCGAUGAGAACUGCGUCAUUAUUCUCCUGACUAGGUUGAGUUCCAUCCCCGAAAAUCCUUAG
Molecule: messenger RNA, 1194 nt
Organism: Aspergillus tanneri
Lineage: Eukaryota; Fungi; Ascomycota; Eurotiomycetes; Eurotiales; Aspergillaceae
Exons: 3
Coding region: 1-1194 (397 amino acids)
Source: RefSeq, a predicted model, not a curated record